GUUGCACAUAAUGUUUCUGUUUCUUCCCAUGGAACAUAAGGUAUUGGGGACUUUCAUCACAGAAUGGGAAGAUGGGAGGUUAAUGCCAACAAACUGCUAGCAACGAAGGAGUCUGCCCACAUGUAUGCUGAGCGCUUGACUGAACUAGCUACUGCUUUGGGAUUUGAUGGGUGGCUGGAAAAAUUAGCUCAUGGAUUGACCUGGAUUCAGAAGAUGAGAUACUCAGUGUUGAGUGUCAUUUCCUCAACUCACUUUCCUUUUGAUUUGUAUUCAAUCAAUGCCUUUUAUUCUAGGCAGGCUUGUCUUCUUCCUACUCCUAAAGGAGCAUCCUGUGCUAAUUAUGCUAGAUGUGUGAAUCAGAUUCUACAGAAUCUGACCAACAUGCAGGCUUGUCUUCUUCCUACUCCUAAAGGAGCAUCCUGUGCUAAUAAUGCUAGAUGCGUGAAUCAGAUUCUACAGAAUCUGACCAACAUGCAGUUAAAUUGA
This is a messenger RNA of Camellia sinensis, 486 nucleotides long. The record is from RefSeq and is a predicted model, not a curated record. Lineage: Eukaryota; Viridiplantae; Streptophyta; Magnoliopsida; Ericales; Theaceae.